Molecule: messenger RNA, 1503 nt
Organism: Boleophthalmus pectinirostris (great blue-spotted mudskipper)
Lineage: Eukaryota; Metazoa; Chordata; Actinopteri; Gobiiformes; Gobiidae
Exons: 5
Coding region: 123-875 (250 amino acids)
Biological process (GO): response to bacterium
Source: RefSeq, a predicted model, not a curated record
UGUCUCAAACCACCACAGGUCUAAAUGUUCCAUUCAGAUAACCAAUCACAUUUGUGUUUGGGUAACACAAAUAACCUGGCCGCAAGCGUGGCGUGGCUUUAUCCGUAGACACUGAUGGCCUGAUGGAGGGGCAUGUGUGUCUUCUGUUUGUGAUAUGCGGAGCGGCUGUUCUUGGUCCGUGGGUUUCUGGGUCAGUUUUGGAUGUGACAGUGAAACCUGGACAGAACAUCACUUUGUACUGUGACUGCACAUGUUCUACUGGAGUCUACACAGUGUGGUACCGCAACUGUUCUGACCCAAACCAUCCCCCAAUGGUUCUGAAAACUAGGAAAGACAGUUUUGCCCUAAAAGAUCAAAAUUACAUUUCAAACUGGAAGAAUCCACUGCCUCGGUUUGAGUUUGUGAAGGACUCCAAAUCUAACUGCUAUAACCUUCACAUCACUAAUAUCACAGAAAAUGAUGGAGGCUCAUACUAUUGUGGAACUGAGACCACUCAAGUUUUGGACACAAAGACAAAUGGUAUGAAAUACACAUUUGUGUAUGCCAAUGGAACUGUCACAAGAAGAAUAUUAUUUAAGUCCAGUGAAUCUAUGAAGUCUGAGGAGUGUGGGGUGUGCUGGAUUCUGCUGUUUUCUCUGUGUCCAGCCCUGACCCUUCUGUCCACUCUGCUGCUUGUGUUUGUGCUUUAUUCAGAAUGCUGUAAACAAGCCAUAAAAAGAGCAGAACCCAGAGUUCAGAUGAGCCAGAGCGAGGAUGGAGAUGUGUGUUACGCUGCUUUAGAAAUCCGCCAAGCAUCACAAAGACCAAAGAGAAAGAAAAAGACCCCCGACUCUGAUUUCAGCACAUAUUCUGCCAUUAAAACUUCUCAAGACUGAAAAGCAGAAUAAAAUACUGAAAAAUAGUUGUGUCCAACUAUAUAUUUUCUUCCACACUUUUUGGCAUCUCUUUAACAAAUGAAUACAAAACUUGUUGGCCACUGCCCAGUAUUUGUAAAGAGUUUUGUCUAAAAAUUAGGCCGUGCAGAGCUUCUUAUUUGGAUUCUUUAUAUCUGCCAUUUCAACUAAACAGUGUGGAGUUUGCUAUCAACGUAUAUUUUUAAAAUGUUCAGACUUAAAAUCAGCUACCUUAAAAAUGUUUACUCAUUUUGUAAAUGCUUUUCUAUUAUUCACAUUCAGUAUCCAUGAAACAAAAGCAAUUAUAUUAUAUUGUGCGUCCGUAUCAGCAUGGGGCAACAGCUCUUUGAGCAUUUGAGCGCUCGUGCCUGUCCUGGACCCAUAUCAUAUUUUACAUCAUGUCUUCUCCAUUGAGACACUUUAGUUAUGUCACUGUUAUGUCACCUUGCUUUAUCUGUAACCUGAUGUAUGCAUGUUCUACUUGAAAAUUAUGCUGUUUUAAAUUAAUAUUUUGGUAAAUAUUACUCUUUAUCAUAAUUGUUAUUAAUCCUGAAUCAUUCUUAAUACCAUUUAUAUUUUUUUCUCUUUGUUAUUAUGUUAUAUUGUGAUA